AUGGAGCCAUUAAUCACCUCUGUGGUCAAUCAUGAGGCCAAGGUUUUAGAAAACUGGCACUUAGUUGGAAACUAUUUAUGUGACCGAGGCCCCAUAGGUGUGCUGGUGGGUGUGUCCUGGCCGACUGGGUCACACCUGUCGGGAGGUGCAUGUCACUCUCACUCUUUCUGGUCGGUUAACUUCUUCAUUCGGUAACGGGGGAUGACAAUGGCUGAGUGUUAACGCACCAUGGCCGGCCAGAGGUACUCAACAGCGGACAGCAGCAGGAUACAGCAUGGAGUAACUUACCGAACCUCGAGCCGAACUCACCCGUUUUAGCCACAGAACAGGAGUUAGUUCGUGUUUCUGCUGUUUUUUGACCCACAUUCUGGAGAAGUCCAGGAGAAUUUGUGUAUUUUUAAACUUUUUUCUUGCGUUUUUCGGUGUUCCCGGUGAGUCAUGGCUCUCUCCCAGAUCCAGUGUUUGGACGACAACCACGUGAACCCGCGGACGCACGAGUCCAAACCGGAGUUCUUCUACUGCGAGGACCAGCGGCUCGCGCUCGAAGCUUUGCUCCGUGAUGGCCGCGAGGGGUUCGGGAAGUGCCUGGAGUCGCGCGGCCUGCGGGGCUUCCUCUCGGACCCGGAGCUGGAGGUUCUGGUCCGGACCGUGGAGCCCUACGACCCGGGCUGCGAGCUCUUCCCGGAGGGGGAGGAGGACGAACCGACGCCACUGUCGCUGCACUACUGGCCCGAGAUGUCCGACACGUCCAUCCCGCACAUGGACCUUGGUUGGCCGGACAGCGACGGGUACCGGGGGGUGACGCGUACGACCGUGUACACGCAGCCGCCGAUGGAGGGUCAGGCCCACAUCAAGGAGGUGGUUCGGAAGAUGAUUGCACAGGCGCAGAAGGUUAUAGCAGUGGUAAUGGAUGUCUUCACUGAUGUUGACAUCUUCAGAGAUUUGCUAGAUGCUAGUUUCAAAAGAAAGGUUUCUGUCUACAUCCUGCUGGAACGGACAGCGCUACCCCAUUUCCUGUCCAUGUGUCAGAGGGCCAACAUGCAUACUGGACACCGCAAGAACCUUCGUGUCCGCUGCACAGGAGGAGCAGAUUUCUUCACUCGGUCCUGCACCAAGAUCAGAGGGCGAAUGGGCCACAGAUUCAUGUUCAUUGAUGGAGACAAAGCAAUGUCUGGCUCUUACUGUUUCACGUGGAUGUCUUCGCGGCUGGAUAGAAACCUCAUCACCGUGACCACCGGCCAGGCUGUAGAUGGCUUCGACCGACUGUUUCGUUUCCUCUACGCAACCUCCAGCUCUGUUGACCUCCGCCAGAUUGACAUGGAGCCUGAGCCUGAGCCGGACCCCCUUCCGCAGCCAACUGUGGUGGCGCCCCCUUCUGCUGCUGUUGCUAGGAAACUGAUCAACCCUAAAUAUGCCCUUGUUGCCACAAGCAGUCCAAGCCCCACCACCUCUGUUGACAGCCCAAAAGAGACCCAAGAUUUGGACAACUCCAAGAAGAACAAGCGAAAGAAGGCCCUUGAAGUGGAUGCUCCUCCUCUCCACCCUGGACUAGUGGAUCUAGAAAAAGCAUGCUUGAUCUCAUACCUGCCCACCUGGCCAGAACCUGACCCCCCCAGUGAUGUAAUAGGGUUCAUUAACAUUCGGGAUACCACCAGACCAACUCAAGUCCAUCUGCAACGCCAUGAGAUGUUUGAAACCAGCCAGGCGAUCAGGUUCAGCAGUCCCAUCACCAAGGCAAAAGAAAUCUUGCCAGAGGUCGCCAAGCCCAGACAGCAAACUGCUGAUCAUGUGGAGCUGAAUAAACCCCAACCAGCUCCAAAUACAACUAAGGCUGAGGAAGUGGUGGUGGAUAAACAUAAGUCAACACAAGUUAGUGUGGCUCCUUGUGAUAUUAAGAGUAAAGAAGAGGGGGCAUCUGGGCAGAAAUUUAAGUCUGAAAAGGACACCACUGAGGCUUUGAACACUAUGAAUAAACUGCAUUCAAACACAGCCACCAGCGCAGAUGUAGGCCACGAUACAGCUUCCCUUAGUGCCCAAUCCAGCAGCAAAGCACCCGCUCCUACCAUUGCGAAGGAUUACCACAUGACUCAAACUGUUCACACAAAUAAUCUCAAGUCAGACUCGCUCCCAAAAACAAACAGUGAAAAGGAAGUAGAAGCUGUACCUAGUUUAAACAAUAAAACUGUUGUUAUGUACAGGACACAUGUUCUAAAGUCAAAAAAUGUGCAUACCUCUAAACUGCUUGACCUCACUGACUCGAAACCAAACACAGAGCAAGACACACAAGGAAAGACUGUGCUGUCAUAUACAGAUUCACACACACAAGCUGUGAACACGCAACCAGAAAUCUCUUCUGAAAUGACUCCCAACACCCAGAUUCCUAUUGUUCACAGCCGCGUUUCCACCUCCUCUGCUCCUGAUAUGCCGUCUGUUAGUUCAACCUCCCUUUCUGAAAAUAACCACACUGAGUUUACUACAGAGCACUUCAGCACAGAUACUGCUGCUUCUGUUCAUUCCACCAGCUCCUCGUCUUCUCUUUGUCCUCUUCCCUCAGCUAUUACGAAUUCAAAUUCUCUCCUUCCUUUAUCCUCAUCUUCUCUGCCCUCGUCUUUGACCUCAGCUCCUCCCAUCCCGAAACCUCGAACUGUCCAGUUGAUUAUCAAAGACGGGAACACUAGCAAUAGCCAGAAGCUGCCGGAGAUUUCUGUCAUUAAGAAGACUGACUCCAGUACAGCGCUACUAGUGGUCCACAAUGAGCCAACUAUGGAACAGACAUCUCCAGUGAAAGAGCCUCAAACUGCCCCAGAACUGCAGGAUCACAGCGCAAGUAAAACAGGAGUACAAAAAGACACUCAUAACAGAGGAAAUCACAAAGAAACUCCACAGCAAAAACAAAGUGUCACUUCUCAAGAGACAAGAGAUAAGGAAGCAGACAGACGAUGUGAUAGCGGAGCAGAAACUGGGACGGUCACUGGAAUUAAACUACAAGCCCAAUCAGAUGUCUUGAUUACUGAUACACCAAAGGCAGUCAGUGUGAGUGUUCAAGAAAUAAUUCCAAAAGAUGUUGAUUCCAAGACUGUGAUGUCAAGUGAUUGCAAGAUAACUCCACAGACAAAGUUAGAUGUUGCAUGUACAGUACAGAAAGACACCAAGGCCCCAGAAAAAUCCCUGACAAGCUCUGAAUUUUCUACAGUGCCAAAUGAAAAAGGUGAAAAUAUGACAAAUUGUAAAGCAAACCUUGCAAAAUUACAUGAAACUGAGAGAUUAUCAUAUUAUAAAUUGACUCCAGAGGAUAUAGAUGUAUCGGAGGAUGUGGACUCUGUAAAAGCUCCAGUACGCUCUCCUGUUUCUACCUCACACAGCCCACACAUGUCCAAUGUCAGUGCUAUCGAUGGCAUAAUCACAUCUGCUGCAGACAGACAAGAUCAACAAGGUAAACAAGCAAGAUUCCCACCAACAGUCAGUCUGCGCAAUACUGCAAAACACAACACAGACGGCACCUUGCAAGAACAAACUCCUAAAGCACGAGAAAGCACACAGGCCACUGAUAAAGGCCUGCGUUUGUACCUCUCUGAAACAAUUGUGCCAGAUUUGCGUUCUCCAACUCCCGAGCGAGAAUCACGCAUACUCAUGGGUCUCAUUCGCACCCCAACUCCUGAUGGAUUUCCUUCACACGCAUCCACCCCAGAUUCAAGAACAACCACGCCAGACUUUCGAACGCCUACACCUGACUCUGCUCUCUCCACCACCUCUGAUGAGUAUUAUGAAUGUAGCGACUCUCCUUUCCACGAGCCUGUUUUUGACCAUGUGGGUUUUCUCAAGCAUGGAAAGACAGAGGAUCAUGUCAACUUCACACUCACUAAUACCCCUAAUGCUUCCACCACUGGCACCAGCCCUGCAUGCACAAAUUAUAACCCUGGCGCUGCUACAUUAGGCUCUGCAGACAGGAAUACUUCUUGCAGUGAAACGUCAACUUUGACUGGGUCUGGUAGAGUUUCUUCUCCUUCUUUACUUGUGAAGAAAGUGAAAGUGAGUGAACCAGAGAACACCGCAAAUGUGGAACAAGACGAUGAAACGAGGAAACUGAACACGGUGGAGAGGAGGGAAGAGCAACAAUCCCAGGAGACAGAGAAGAGAGACAGCGAGGAGGCUAAUAAAGGAGUGGACCAUUUUGAACAAGAUGAAGAGUCAACAGAAAAAGUUAAAGAGGCCCCUAAGAGAAGUUUGGUGCUGAGCCAAUCGACAGCAGAUGCACCAGUUGAUGGAGGAGUGACUGCAGGAGAAUCAGCCAGUGAAGGAACACAGCCAAAAGUUUCCAGGUCUACUAGUGACCUUAAAACAGAGAUGGUUUCUUAUAAGGGACCAGACAAAGUGACCUUGAACAAGGAGAAGGCAUCAACUCAGACAGCACUAAGACCCAGCGAUGUAGAGAGGAGAGAGAACCUUCAGCUGACUAGAGACACCGAAGCUCUGAAGCUUUUGCAUUAUCCCUCCAAACAUCAGCGGGUUCAACAGCCGGACAGUGGAGCUUCCUCGCCCUCCCGACCACCCAGACCCCCUCGACCCCUCUCAGCUACCCAGCCUCUAGGGCCUCGUUCUUGGGCCAGCCGUCAGCUGAGUCAACCAGAAGGCAAAGUGCAGCAUGGUAGUUUCCAGGUCUUGGAUAAUGCGUCGUCUCGUCGUAGAAGUCCGUCCAGACCGGCUCCUCCAGGGGCAAUGGGUCCUGUUGGGUCUGCCGCCGGGCGGAAGCAGGUUCCCAGCAGCCAGCAGGGUCUCGUCUCUCGACAGCCUUCAGCAACACAGAGCAGAGCGAGAGCCGGGCAGGCACAGAACCAAACUCAGUAUCCAAAACCUCAAGCCUCCUUUCUCCAUUCACAGUCUCACCUGCAAAGACAAACUCAUUCUCAUCCCCAGAAGCUGAUGGUAUCAGCAGAGGAAGCACAUGGACAGGACGAAGGACGGACUCCAUUUGGCUUCACUUUCAGCAGGCUGUACAACCUGAAGGGCCUGAAGGACAAAAUGAGCAAACUGCCAACACACAGCAAGAGAGGCAGCACCAGCUCUCCUGUACAAGGGAAUAAGAGCUCCAGCUAGUUUGGGACCAUCAGUCAUCAACUUUUCUGUUACUGGAACACAUCAGGCCUCAGAAAAAGGCAAAAUCACUGCUGUGAAUGCUCCUUACUUGACUAAUUGAAGUGUGAUUGAGUGCUUCUCUCUCGUGUCUCUUGGAAAUACUUUCAUCCAUAUUGGUGCUUUUCAAACUUGAAAUUCUUUUCAUGUUGAAAUCCAACUGCCUGGCAAGCUGCAGUCUGAACUUUCAUCUUUAGAAGGUCAUGACCUCUGGAUGUCUGGAUUUGAUCUUAGCUCCAUUGCCUAACAUAUUAAAAGUCAGGCAAUACAAAAUUGGAAUAUUGCGCCUCCAUUUUCGACCUCUUGGCCUCGGUUAUAUAACAACUGACUGAUGGAGUUCUUUGUAAAUAUCUUUUCCCACAUUUUCAUGUGGAAUAUCUGAACUUUUUUUUAUUAAUAACCAAACAAAAUGCACACCAAGCUCUUAAAUCUUUCUCUUAGUGCACAGUAAAUGUGCUGCUCUGACCUACAUCGGCUGGACGGUGGAUCAAGCCUAAAGAGAAGCAUUUGCUUCCUGGAUUACUGAGAUGCUUUUCUGUGAAGUGUCAUUUUGAGUCGACUGUUUCAUACCUCAUUGUUUACUCUCACUUUUCUAUCUGUUUUUUCCUCGCUUUUGGGUGGUGUAAUGUGAAUACAGAAUAACUGAUCUGUAUUUAAGUUUUUCUGUAUGAAUAACUGGGAUUCAACAUAGUGUACCUAAUAGAGUUUAAAACUGGUACUGUCUCAUGUUUCAUGAAAGAAGAGUAUAUUAAUAUGAAAAUGCACGCUGCAGUUAAGGCCAAUUUAUGCUUUCUGUACCUGGGCUUCUGCAAGGAUCAGCAUUAUGUAAAUUUUAUUGUCUGUGAGGAUACGGUCGGCCUGCAGAUAUCUUCAUGCAGCCCAAAAGACUGCAUGUGCCCGGAAAAUGAAUGGUGCUCAAAACAGAGAGUGUGCAAGGAGAUUCUUGGCCAUCCACACCUUCAUAAUUCCUCAUUAAAAGAGUUGUAGUUGAAGUUUUGGUUGUGGUACUUUGGAGGUGUUUUGAUUUGUGCAUGCUUUCCAUUGAUGCUGUCCAAACACAGUGAGAAGUUCCAUGUUGUCCAGAAACAGUGCUGCAACUGGAACAAGCUGUUGUAUCCUCUAAAAGUUCAAAGUAAGUGCCCACUUUUCAGAUACUUCCAUGGGAACCCUUUGUUUGCUUGUUUUUUGUGCAUAUACACUCACUGACCACUUUAUAAAGUACACCUUGGUAGUAAAAGGUUGGACCCCCUUUUGCCUUCAGAACUUCCGUAAUUCUUUGUGGCAUACUUUGAACAAGAUGUUGGAAAGAUUUCUCACAGAUAUUGGUCCAUAUUGACAUGUUAGCAUCACACAGUUGCUGCAGAUUUACUGGCUGCACAUCCAUGAUGACAAUCUCCCGUUCCAUAAUAUCCCAAUAGGUGCUCUAUUGGAUUGAGAUCUGGUGACUGUGGAGGUCAUUGGAGUACAGUGAACUCAUUGUCAUGUUCAAGAAACCAGUUUGACAUGAUUUGAGCUUUGUGACAUGUCACAUUAUCCCCCCAGAAGAUGGGUACACUGUGGUCAUAAAGGAAUGGACAUGUUUAGCAACAAUGCUCAGGUGGGCUGUGGUGUUUAAAUAAAUUGGAAUGUAAGGGCCCAAAAUGUGCCAAGGACACAUCCCCCACACCAUUACACCACCAUCAGCAGCCAGAACCGUUGAUACAAGGCAGGACGGAUCCAUGGCAACAUUUUUCUACUCUCCUUUUGUCCAGAUUUGGUGAGCCUGUGCAAAUUGUAGCCUGUGAGGUUCUCACUGAAAGGAGUGGCCCCCCAGUGAGGUCUUCUGCUCCUGUCACCCAUCUUUUUCAAGGUUCCACGUGUUGUGCAUUCAGAGAUGUUGUUCUGUAUUCCCUGGUUGUAACCAGUGGUUACGUGAGGUACUGUUGCCUUUCUAUCAUCUCCAACCAGUCUGCCCAUUCUCCCCUGACCUCUCACAUCAACAAGGCAUUUUGGUCCACACAACUACCGCUCACUGGAUAUUUUCUCUUUUUCAGACCAUUCUCUGUAAACCAUAGAGAUGGUUGUGCAUGAAAAUCCCAGUAGAUCAGCAGUUUCUGAAAUAGUCAGACCAGCCCAUCUUUAAGCAAGAACCAUACCACGUUCAAAGUCACUUGAAUCCCCUUUCUUCCUCAUUCUGAUGCUCGGUUUGAACAUCAGCAAGUUGUCUUGACCACAUCUACAUGCCUAAAUGCAUUGAGUUGCUGCCAUGUGAUUGGCUGAUGAGCGAUUUGCGUUAACAAGCAAUUGAACAGGUGUACCUAGUGCAGUGGCUGGUGAGUGUAUAUACUGAUAUUUUAGUAUCAACCAAGCCAUGCAAAGAAUUGGUCUUUAGAGAGUACUAUAUGUUGUGUGAUACUAAACAUUGUUACAAACUAAUGAAAGUCACAGGCUUCUCCAGUUGAUAUCCAGCAUCACUUUACAUUUUGUUUCCAGAUAAAUAAGCAAAUUUUCAAAUAGCUAAAACCAUGACCAGGUAAGCAAAAAAUAUGCUUCUGUGACUCCAAAGGGAGCACUUGUUCCACAUUUGUAUUUUAUUUAACAAGUUGUUCUCCUCUGUGCAUCUGUACAUUCAAAGUGGGUUUAUGAUAAAAAAUUGAAGA
Molecule: messenger RNA, 7769 nt
Organism: Acanthochromis polyacanthus (spiny chromis)
Lineage: Eukaryota; Metazoa; Chordata; Actinopteri; Pomacentridae
Product: mucin-5AC
Exons: 5
Coding region: 439-5094 (1551 amino acids)
Source: RefSeq, a predicted model, not a curated record